AUGUUUCUUAGUACUACUGGUAGCUCUCUGACAUCAUCCUCGCACCUGCUAGCAGCCACAUGGGAAAAUGCACUAGAGCAUUUCAGGCGUGCUCUGCUGGAGUGUGGCUCUCCAUUAGAUAUUGAGCACUCACAAAGAAUCGGGCUGCUUUUUUCCCAGCACGCAGGGAACACAAAUGAGCUCAAACGAUGGGCAUCAAUUUUCGACGCUGAAGCUGUGCCGACAACAGCGCUUAUUCUGAAGGCUCUCGUAAAUCACGGCCAGUGGCAGACGGCCGUUAAACUCCUCGAGCUCAACAAAGAAAGCGGAGUUGCAUGUGAACUGAGUGAAGUUUUGGGUCAAUGCCUUGUAGCCAGAGGGCUUUGGCAACAGACACUGAAACUAGCAGACUUUCUUCAACUUCGGCACGACGCUGCACCGAGAGAAAAAAGUCUUGCUCUAAGUAAUGCCUCACUGCUAAGUACAAGGGAGCAAAACGAUUCCCACCAAAUGGCAUCAAAUCCAGCUUUUCUACCGGAGGAGGAAAGGACAACGUACUGUGGAUUUGUUUCUGCUGUCGCUCGCGCAUAUCCUUCAAAGCGGGACUGGAAAGAAGCGGUGAGAAUCCUACACGACCUAGAGCAGCUUGUCGAUGACGAAACGAAAAGGAAGCUCUACGAGUACAGAAUUGCUCGACUUGUACACGACGGACAAGCGUACAAGAACGUAAUCGAGAAAAGCCAGUAUGAUCUGGGAUUUCGCACAUCACCGUCACUGGUCCGCUCACUUCUUCAUUGCGCCAUAGCAACAAACGACUGCAGUCUUACCAUGAAUUGUCUAAAAGUGCUGUGCUCGUUCGGCUCCACUGCAGUAUCUGUAAGGCUUUUCGAAACAGCUUGCCGCCUGCUUGUAUCGUCUGAUGCAACUUGGACAAAGGAAGAUCUUGUUCGCUUCGGAUCUGUUGUCUGUGAGAACGCCGCUUUGGUGAAGGACAGGAACUUGCAAAAGUUGGUAUCUGCCUUUUGCGCUGAUUACGAUUUGAAAAUACCCAUUUUCCCAUCUUCUAUUUCAAUGUUGGCUUCAUCGUCGAAAACCGCGGUGGUGCCAUCACUCGUGAACAGCAUAACCAAUCUCGACCGACUCGCGAGCACACUAAUUUCUCAGAGCCGAUGGGAGGAGGCAUUGCAGGUGGCUACCUUAAUCAGAAAUGGUGCUGCACAGAGCGAUAAUGAGCGCAUCAUAGUUGACAUACUGCGUGGAAGUUGCUCAUCGUGGGUGAAAACGUUGCAGUUUUUUACAUCAUAA
This is a messenger RNA of Leishmania mexicana MHOM/GT/2001/U1103, 1284 nucleotides long. RefSeq lists its product as hypothetical. The record is from RefSeq and is a predicted model, not a curated record. The coding region runs from base 1 to 1284 and encodes 427 amino acids. Lineage: Eukaryota; Euglenozoa; Kinetoplastea; Trypanosomatida; Trypanosomatidae. The transcript has a single exon.